AUGGAUAAGGCACGUUUUCAAAAUGGUCCCCAGGCGGGUCCCCGAAAGGGGGAAUCCCGCCCAUCCGCCUCGGCGGGUGGCAGCCCCUCGUACUCUGGGGGGGGCAAAAACUGCCUCGUGGGUCGGCCAGAAGUCGACCCUCGUGAACACAACGAACGCACUAGUAUAAUGGAAACUGAUUUUGCAUAUGACGUAGGGUCUGAGACGGACGGCGGUAGGGAGUCCGAGACGGACGUGGAAAAUCGAUUCUCUGAGGGGAGCUCGCGCGCGGUGUCGCGCUCUGGAUCGGCCGGAGAGGAGGUAUCCUCGAGGGUUCCCAAGCGCGCCGCCCCCCAGUCGGACGAACCGUUGGAGCCCGAAAGGGCCCCGAAGGUUAACACGGCUCGUAGGGGCAGGCCUGUGAAAACCUACCCCGGUGCGUCGGCGUCAGGGAGGGGUCGUUCCAACUCGGCAGAGUGGAACGCCUUCCAGAAGGAGGCGGACGCCACCUUUUUCAAAGAGGCCCUCAGGGGCCCGGGCCAGGCCGGGGUGGCUGAACCCGAGGUCACGGUGGGCCUCAGGAGAGAGUCUCUGGCCCAGGAAGCACGAGACGGCCUCGCGGCCAUUCUGGCGGAGACCGCCAAGUCUUCUAAUUUAAAGGGGACGGUGGUGAAGGCCAUAAAAGAGGCCGUCAGAAAGGUGGAAGGAGCCGUAGACUUCCUCCAUCGCGGAGAGACGGCGACUGAGGCAGCCCGGCGGAUGUCAGAGGACAACCGCCGGAUGAGGGGGCAGCUUGCUGCCUUAGAGACGGAGAUGAAGGCCCUGAGGGGGGCCUACUCCUCUGCCAUGGCCAAGGCCAAGACACAGGUGGCUCCACCGCCGUGCAGCUCUGCGGAGAUGCACGCGGGGGUGAGGGAGGCCAUUGACGACCUAAGGCGGGACAUCUUCACCUCCAUGAAGAACAUGGUGGACGCCCGCCUAGGCGACAUUGAGCGACGCCUCCCUGUCGAGACCCUAAGGCCUCCUCUGGGCGGCAGAAGAGGGACGCCCGCCCCCGAAGCGGCGCUCACCGCCGCCGCCUCUGCGGCCGCCUCCAGGAUGCCUCCCGUCGCGGCGGCCUCCGAGCCAACCCCGGGCCCCUCCCCGGCCCGAAACGCGAUCGCCGGCCCGCGGCCUAAGACGGCCAAAAAGAAGGCUCCCCCGCCGAAGACUGCGGCCGCCCCUCCUACGGCGGCUGCAGCUGCCCCGGCCGCCCCUGCCGUUCCUGGUGCGGCGGCCUCCGCGUUGACCGACCAGGAAACGCCCUGGUCACAAGUGGUCGGCCGCAAGGCCAAGAAGGCCAGAAAGGCUGCUGCCGCCCCCCAGGCGGCACGGGCCCCCGCCAAGGCUGCCCGCAAGACGGCUCCCGGACCCAGAGCUCUCGCCACCCCGAAAUCCUCGGCAGUGGUGAUUACCCUGCGGCCUGAGGCGGUGGUGGAAAAAGGGGCCUCGUAUAGAGGGGUCCUCGAGGCGGCGACCGCAGCUGUCAACCUGGGCGACCUCGGCAUACCGCACGUGCGGGUGCGGAACACCCAAACGGGUGCCCGCAUAUUAGAGGUGCCUGGGGCGACCAGCACCGAGAAGGCCAACAAGUUGGCGGCCAAACUGGAGGAGGCGAUCGGGGGGCUAGUAAUAGUAACGCGGCCAACCAAAACCGCCGAUCUGAGGGUCACCGGCCUAGACGAGUCGGUGACCCCGGAGAAGAUCCGAGCGGUGGUGGCCGCGAAGGGACAAUGCCCCCCGUCUCAGGUGAGCGUGGGAGCCAUUAGGCUGGCCUCGAAUGGGAGGGGGUCUGCCCUAGUCCGCUGCCCAAUAACGGCAGCCAAAUUGGUGGCGGCUGCCGGCCGCCUGUUGGUGGGGUGGUCCUCCGCCGGGGUCCACGUCAUGGAACCCUUCCCCAUGCGCUGCUUCAAGUGCAUGGGGAUUGGUCACACCAGAGCCCUCUGCCCGUCCAGUGUGGACAGGAGCGGGCUCUGUUUCAGGUGUGGCCAGGCGGGGCACUCAGCAUCCGGGUGCACGGCGACCCCGCGGUGCUCGGUCUGUACCGCGGUGCGCCGUCCAGCGGACCACGUAAUGGGGGGGCGAUCUUGCGCUCCCCCCAACCAAGGGCAAGCCGGCGGGGACCUCAGGCCCCCCCCCCCAUUGAGGGACAAUGUAGUAUGGAGCAGUAAUGCCAGGCCGCCACCAUAA
This is a messenger RNA of Hyposmocoma kahamanoa, 2208 nucleotides long. RefSeq lists its product as uncharacterized. The transcript has a single exon. Lineage: Eukaryota; Metazoa; Arthropoda; Insecta; Lepidoptera; Cosmopterigidae. The coding region runs from base 1 to 2208 and encodes 735 amino acids. Gene Ontology annotation, molecular function: nucleic acid binding; zinc ion binding. The record is from RefSeq and is a predicted model, not a curated record.